This is a messenger RNA of Lineus longissimus, 3276 nucleotides long. RefSeq lists its product as uncharacterized. Lineage: Eukaryota; Metazoa; Nemertea; Pilidiophora; Heteronemertea; Lineidae. The transcript has 10 exons. Gene Ontology annotation, biological process: signal transduction. The record is from RefSeq and is a predicted model, not a curated record. Bases 323 to 1945 code for a protein of 540 amino acids.
CGGGAAUAAUCGCCCAUCAUAUAUGAGCCAUUUCUUGAUCGUGCAAUCAAUGCUAACGUCGGUUGUCGUUCUGAAUGAUCACCACCAGCGUCUGUUGACGUUUUGAUCGAUGCCACUGUUAAAGAUCGUUAUCGGCAAUAGCCAGGCUCCGAGCAACACGAUUGACUUCACGAGUCACAUGUUGGAUUCAUAGAACCAUAUUCAGGGAAGUAGGAAGUUCGCACGUGCUCGCGUAUGCGCAUGUGAGAAAGUGAUUUAUCAUGAUCGGGAAUAACGGGUGGAUGUGUUUUGCAUUUCCCUUUACUGGACAGAAGGAUUAGUCAUGUCUGAUCGGGAACGAUUACUCAAACACAUUGGCUACACUGCUGUCUUGGUGGAAUGUGAGGUUCACCAAAACAAUGCACUGCAAGCAAACCAUGAAGAAAUAUCUCUCGACGUCCAACCAUGUUCUCUGGAGAGGUCAGAAUUGGGAGACCAGCAAUCAGAAGCCAACGGACAACUGGCAAGUCCAGAGGAUAUCUCAAUAGAGGAUUUACAAAUCCCGGCACAUAGACUGGAUGAUAAAUAUCGAUAUCAUGUGUUUGUUUCAUACAAUGCCAAUGACAGGCAUUGGGUAGAGGACGAUCUUAUACACAGACUAGAGGCAGAACCGCACAAUUUCAAAUCAUGUUUUGACCAACGAGACUUCGACAAAAACGUGUCGGAAAUUCAAAACAUUGUGUGUUCAAUUAUGCUUAGUGAAAGGAUUAUUAUCGUUCUGUCACCAAGUUAUGUUGAGAACUCAUGGAUCCAGUAUGAAGAGACGAUAGCUCAUAUCACGGCAAUAUCACAACAUAAACAACGCGUGAUUGUUCUUGUCCUUGAAGACUGUGAGAUUCCGGACGCUCUUAAAAUGUUGAACUAUAUCAGUGUCCACAGCAAGAACUACUGGAAUAGGUUGCUUCUCUCACUGCAGCAUGAUGGUGUUCAUGCAAGCGAGUCAACAAGUACAAUGUGGUCUAUAGUGUCUUCAUCCCCUGGCUUUAGUAAUGGACAGGUUCUAUCUAAUGUGAGUGCAAGGAUUGAGGGAUGUUGGAAGUCCUGUUUAAUCUUUGACCCAGAGGAAGUGCCUAAUCCGUUCUUCAGCCAAGAGAUCUCAAUCUCAGGCAGUGAGUAUGCAGAGCUAAUUAAGAUGAUUGGUCGGGAGGAGUAUGGACAGAAGAUGCCCUGGAUCUAUUCAGCCGUCCCCACCAUCGUCCUCCUGUCUUUCUUCGCUUCCUGGUGCAUUGCUUUCAUUUGCGUGAUCGUCCUCUAUCCUGAUAAUACUCCUGGUACUCUUCCUGUGCGCCUGUGUGUGUUUGUCCUGCCAGCAAUAAUGAUAGUGGGGGGCUGCUUUCUUCGAUGGCGAGCAGUAAAGAUAGGCAAGGAAAGAUAUUCAAUAGCAAUGUUCAGUCGGAGCGUCCAGUCAAAUAAGGAGCUUUUCAAACGAGCAAAACCUGUGAUAGUCUCAACAGCAAGAACAAAAGAUGACUUUUUCAAUAUAUACUUUCUUUAUUAUCAGCGACAGGAAUGUAUAGAGCACAUCAACUUGUUUCUCCAUCAUUGUACGGAUCGAGACAUUAUCAAGUUAUCCCGGUUGAUUGAAGUCUACACAUCAAGUUCAGGAUACUUAGAAGGGACGAAUAUAGCUGAGAGGCUUGCUGUGAUGUUUAGUUCUCCCUAUGCCAUCCAGAUGGUGUUCAAGAAGCUACCCCACCCGCUGGAGCAGCGCCAUACACGACGACGACAAUGCUUGUGUCAGUUUGUCGAGGAAUUCCUGACGGCUUAUCUUCCAUGUCUGCGCCACGAGGGGGCGUUUGACGUCCGACACUUACAGAUUCUCUUCCUACGCUAUCUGAACUGUCAAUUAAAACCAGAUCCUAUCAUUAUGCACACAUUAGGAAUCGGACUUUCUCAUAUUCUAUAGUUUGAAAAGUGGAACUCGUUUCCUUUUUGACAAGUUUUUUCUGGUAUUUAUUUCUGCCUGAAGAUAUAUAUACAACUUUAAGGCAUUUAUGGCACGAUCUUGCCCUUAUCAACCAGGUACGGAGAUCUCCUUACACCUUUCCAAGGACCUUCCAUGAAGAACUAGUUCUUUGGCCAAGACACCGGCAAACUGAAUGAGCAAAUUGGGUCUGGGAGAAUGGUCAUUAGUCAUAGGCCACAGGUUGGUCAUGGAUGGCCCUUCGGGGUAUGUUGCACUUUGGAAACUUCUGUCUUGAAGGUUGCAGCUUUGAUCUAUGCAGGCAUCUUCAUUUUCUGAUAAAAAUCAAAUCAUUCCUCCUCGCUCUUUGGAAUAUGCACUUUAGUUGUAAAGCUCAUCAACCUAACUGUAUACCAAACUCUAGUGCGUAAUGUUGUUGCAGUUAGAAUGAUUGCAAUGCCAUCUCUUGGCAUCGAUUAGUUUCCCAUCAGUUUAAUCGGUCCGUCAUCUCUUGUCAAUAAAAAAGAAUGCUCUAAUGUUAAUUGAAUGCUGUUCGUGUUUCGUUUCUUCGCCUGUGCCAUUGUUUUAUACACCAGUAUGAUUGAUUGUUUAACACUUUCAUUGCAGGAUUUGUUUCAAACACUAGUGUUAAUUUGAGUUGCUGGAACAAAACAAUAUCCAAAUUAAUCGCGUGGUGAUAGAAUCUUCAUGUUGUAUAACUUUGGAACUAAAAGUCGAACAUUUAGUUGAAGCAUUGUUGCAUUUAUUUCAUUGUAAGGUUGAAUGUUUACGUUUGUCAUUAGUGAAUUGUUGAAGUGUUUUCAUUUUCUUGCGAGUUUUCUAAAGGUCGGGUUUUGAAGGAUGGAAGAAGUGCUGGCACUAGGUGCUGAGAGGUAAUCUGUCAGAGAUGUCUGAUUGUACAUUUAGUGAGUUUCGAAUUGAGGAGUCUCUAGGUAUGUGCCUGACUGGUAAAUAACAAGUUAAGAUAUCAACGAAAUUUGGGUUCAGAGAAGUUGCAAUGGAACCUCGCUUAUUAGUCCGGAAAGCUUUCUACUAAUACCAUGAAUAAAUAAAUAAUAAUGAUGUAUUAUUCAUGCUUAUACACCAUUAGCGUCUCAAGGUAUCACUGUACAGAAAGUAUAUUUUGGCAUCUGGGUGCUCUUAAUUUGUUGUUUAUUCCUUCACCUAAUAGCUGCAUUAUAUUGUUAUUUGUGUCUUGGCAAGUCAGUGUCGAUGUGACUACCGGGAUGUACCAUUUUGCGGAUGUUCUUAACUUCCCUGUCUGAAACCUCAAUAUUGUUGGACAUUUUGAAUAAAUUUGACAUUUCUGGAAA